Naumovozyma castellii is the source of this 621-nucleotide messenger RNA. RefSeq names its product Yet1p (gene YET1). The record is from RefSeq and is a predicted model, not a curated record. The coding region runs from base 1 to 621 and encodes 206 amino acids. NCBI's taxonomy places the organism in Eukaryota, Fungi, Ascomycota, Saccharomycetes, Saccharomycetales, Saccharomycetaceae. The transcript has a single exon.
AUGAGUCUCUAUUUUACUUCAUUGUUUCUACUACUGACCAUCCAAAUGGCGGUAUUAUUCAUAUCCAUCUUACCCCUUCCAAACAAGGUUCGUAAGGGGAUCUUCAAUUCAUACUAUAGAUUGACAUCCAGUCAACAAUCAUUAACGGUUAUCAUUAUCCUUGGUGUUUUAGUGGGUCUAUUAUUUGCGGAUUCGUGGAAAAGAGCACAAAUUCCGGUUACUUUGUAUCGUCAUAAGCAUUAUGAAAAUGGUAUUGAAGAUCCAAAUCCUGUUACCUCGAUUCAAGUAUUGGCUACCAGAGCUUAUAAUCAAAGAAAUUGUUACAUUUCUGGGUUUAUUUUGUAUUUCUUAGUUUGUAUUCCUACCGUGAUGAGUAUCUUAAGAAGAUUAGUGAAAUACAAGGAUUUGAUCAUACAACAAGAGAAGGGUCUAUCUGGAGAUGUCAAAGUUUCUUCAGAUGUGGUCACUACAAAGGAGGUGGAAACUUUGAAAAAUUUGUUACAUGAAAAGAAGACCUCUCUUGAGGGUGUAAAGAGACAAGUGAAGAAUUUGGAAAAGUAUUUCGAUGAAAUGAACAAAUCUCCAAAUAAAGAAUCUGUCAACACGAAAAAGAGCGAAUAA